This is a messenger RNA of Mugil cephalus (flathead mullet), 1190 nucleotides long. RefSeq names its product endonuclease domain-containing 1 protein-like. The transcript is spliced from 2 exons. NCBI's taxonomy places the organism in Eukaryota, Metazoa, Chordata, Actinopteri, Mugiliformes, Mugilidae. Gene Ontology annotation, molecular function: hydrolase activity; metal ion binding; nucleic acid binding. The record is from RefSeq and is a predicted model, not a curated record. The coding region runs from base 112 to 993 and encodes 293 amino acids.
CCGAAGAGUAUUUAACUGAGGGUCAAGUCUGUGACUGAAUAUACAGCCGAUGAAUUCUCUUGAGUACACAGAUCAUCACAGUAGGAGCAACUAACUGCAUUGUUGUGCAAGAUGUGGCGAUUCACAGCUGGGGCUCUGCUUGUUCUUCUACCCUGGUUUGGUGGCCUGGCUUCUGGAGAAAUCUGUGUAAAAUUCAAAGGAUGCCGUAAUUUCUUCUAUAAAGAAACUCCACCAGUGGGUUUUACUGGAGUCCCGAUAUGUCAGCGCUACAAAGGCAAUUAUCACUUUGCCACCAUGUAUGAUCGUCAGCAUCGUACAGCAAGGUACUCUGCUUAUUUACUCACUCCUGCAGAUGGUAACCGGCCUUCUAACUCUUGGAUGUAUGAACCACAGUUGGCGUCUAAUGGAGGUGAUCGAGAAAUGAAGGAAUUCCCACCAAAUUCCAUCCCCCAAGAUGUGAUUAGAAGCCAGGCUGUGCUUGAAGACUACACGGGUGGUAACUACACGAAAGGUCAUCUUGCUCCGUCCCAGCACAUGGGGACAAGCGAUGACCGUGCGGCCACCUUCACUCUGACCAACAUUGUUCCACAAACAAACUUUUCCAACAACGGACCCUGGAGUGAUCUGGAGAAAAGGGUUUUGCAAAGAUUCAGGCAAUACUGCACAGGGAAGAUGUAUGUGAUCACCGGCACCAUACCUUAUAAGCCAGUACGCCUGCUCAAGGGACGAGUGUCUAUUCCUGAGUACAUAUGGUCUGCUUACUGCUGCCCAUCCUUCAAAUCUAAACUUCCAAACGAUACGAGCUUUUUCCCUACAUAUGCUGCAGUGGGAAGAAAUGAUCCCGACAGUGGAGAGGAGAUUGUGGAAAAAGAUCCCUCACCCUAUGCUGUGAAGGAGAUGUCUUUAGCAAACCUGGAGAACAUCCUGUGGCAGAAUUUAAAAAAAAAAAAAUUAAACCUGUUCAAAGGGCAGUGUAAACAAGGCAAGCCUUAGCUCUUUGUUCAGAACUUAAGUGAUCUGCCCCCUCCCCCAGAAACAUCUGUUUAAAAUGCAAUGUAAGCAUGUAAAUCCUUGCCUCUUUGUCUCUGAAUAAAUGUUUGACAAAAAUGUUGUCUUGUCUCAAGAUGGCAGGAAAAAAAAAUGGAAUCUGUUACUUUUUAUCUGUUCUCAAAUAAAGCACGUCGAAAGGG